Durusdinium trenchii is the source of this 933-nucleotide messenger RNA. Lineage: Eukaryota; Dinophyceae; Suessiales; Symbiodiniaceae. The record is from the annotation of a GenBank genome assembly.
ACUUCUCACAGCUGUUCCAGCCCAUCACCACGCGCCGAUGUAGCGCUGGGCUCAGGCGCUCAGAUUGGAGCCAUGCGGGUGAUUCCCGGCCGCCUCCUUCACAUCUUGGAAGAGGGCACCAAGAGCCGUCGCUUUGGUGGGCCAGGUUCCUCGCGGUCCACCGACUCCCGAGGUGCUGCUUCGUCCCAUCAAGCAGAGGAGGUGGUCGCCUACGAUCUCCUACACAAAGAGCAGGGUUUUUUUGGCCUUUAGGAGCUGGUACUUCUCGCAGGUGAUGAACCCAUGUGACACCCCGCGAGAGCAGCUCAGUGCCCAGGAGCUGGGGCUCUUCUUCCCCCAGGCCGUCCCCAUUCCUGGCACACUCGAUGAGUAUGCCUUUAUGGAUUUCCUCCAUCUCUUCCUGGAGUGUUCUGAGGCUGAGGCCUUCAGCUUCUUCAAGUUGCUGGACCCCUCGAUGCUGGGCGCCCUGAAGUUUCAACAGAUCUACCUCGCCACGGUGCUGCUGUCGGCGAUGAGCUCCAAGCAACUCACGAAGUGCCUCUACUUGCACUCGCGCUGGUUGUUCAAUACCAUCACUGUGGAGCCCUCAUCAGGUCGACCUCGCCGGGUCGCUUGGCCACGGCUACAGUCACUGUUCCGGCUCCUGGGGGCCAACUGGAUCUUCAUCUCACGCACAUAUCCAAUGGCCAGCAGCUUCACCCCGCAGACACGGCUGACGCACGAGGAGUUCGUCGAGGCGCUCUUUGCGGUGCUUUCCUCGCUGGACAAGGACGGUGCCGAUGCACAGGUGAUCCGCUCCAGGUGUCCAGCGCCGGUGAAAUCCAAGACCUGUGCGGUGCUUUGAGAUUUGCAUGGACGACCGUUGGGCCAAUGUAUUUUGCCUGAGAGUGGAGACCCCCUGAGGACUGGACGAAAGGCACUACCUGCGGAGAC